AUGACGACCUAUGACUUGAUUAUUAUCGGAGCUGGACCAGCUGGCUUAACGGCGGCUGUUUAUGCUAGAAGAGCUUUAUUAAAAACCUUAAUUUGCGAAAAAGCGAUAGCUGGUGGAAAGUUAAAUAAAACUGCUGACGUUGAUAAUUAUCCGGGCUUUACCUCGGAAGAAGUGAUUAAAUUAGAAAAAAAAGAAAAGGAGUUUAUUGUGAAAACAAAUGAAGGAAAUACUAUUGCUAGCCGAACAGUUAUUAUUGCCUCCGAAGCGGUAGUAGUAGUGGGUGGCGGAUAUUCCGCCUUGGAAACUGCUUUAUAUUUAACUAAUAUUGCGACCAAAGUUUAUUUAGUUCACCGCCGAGAUAGUUUUCGGACGGAAAAGGAAAUUAGCGACAAAGUAAUUAAUAAUCCCAAAAUAAUUUUAAUUUUAAACUCGCAACUGUUAGCAAUCGAAGGGAGAGAAGAAAAAGAAAGAAAAGUGGUAGAAAAAGUAAUCAUUAAAAUAAAUAAUCAAAAGAAAGAAUUAUUAGUUAGAGCCGUUUUUCCUUGCGUUGGUCUUUUACCAUUUAGCAACUUUGUCCAUGAACUAAGUAUUUGCGACCGACAAGAUUAUAUCACUAUUAAAGAUGAUUGUUCGACCAUGGUGCCAGGUUUAUUUGCGGCUGGUGAUGUGGCUCGAGCCAAUCAAAACAAAAUUAAACAAAUUGUUACGGCAGUAGCCGAAGGAGCCAUUGCCGCUCAGUCGGUCAUUAAAUAUUUAGAAAAAUACUUCUAA
Messenger RNA from Entrophospora sp. SA101, 771 nucleotides. NCBI's taxonomy places the organism in Eukaryota, Fungi, Glomeromycota, Glomeromycetes, Entrophosporales, Entrophosporaceae. The record is from the annotation of a GenBank genome assembly.